Messenger RNA from Thermothelomyces thermophilus ATCC 42464, 933 nucleotides. RefSeq lists its product as uncharacterized. Gene Ontology annotation, biological process: mitochondrial electron transport, NADH to ubiquinone. Lineage: Eukaryota; Fungi; Ascomycota; Sordariomycetes; Sordariales; Chaetomiaceae. The transcript has 3 exons. The coding region runs from base 186 to 737 and encodes 183 amino acids. The record is from RefSeq and is a predicted model, not a curated record.
UCGCCUUGCAACUUUACCACUUGAGCCGAGAAUCACCCGGCAGCAUUCCCUGCAGCUCCGAGCUCCAGCAGCGAGCCAAGCCAAUUGAGUUCAUUCUAACCUCGAUUGAACUGCUUCCCGGGUCCCCGUCCCGCAAACCACCAACGCCCCUACCGAGUCCGCCACGAACCCCCGAAGCUACGACAAUGUACGUAUCGCGUCUGCGGGGGGCAGCCGCCGCGGCAGUUAGCUCGCUGCCCCGGCGAGCGGCAGCAGCAAACAACGCAGCCUUCUUCAGCACCACCGCCCGCCAACUCAAGGGAGACGUCGCCUCGCCCUCGCCGCCGCCGGCCGGCACGACCAGCACCACCGCUCACGCGCAGACGACGCUGCCGACGGCCGAAGGACCGGCUCCCGCGGCCGUUGCGCAGGCGCCGAACCGCGCCGAGAUCUGGUCUCGCUCCCAGCGGCCCCGCGCCCAGGCCAUGACGGGGCCGCGCUUCGAGCAGACGGACUUUGAGUUGCAGCCGCGACCCUAUGCCGCCAUUGAGCUCAUCCACCAGCAGCCCGUGCGGUGGACGCACGAGAGGAUUGUGGCGUGCGACGGAGGCGGCGGACCGACUGGACACCCCAGGAUCUACAUCAACACCGACAAGCCCGAAAUUGCCACGUGCGGGUACUGCGGGCUGCCCUUUGCAAACGAGCAUCACAGAAAACACCUCGAGUCGCUUCCACAGACGUCGUACCCGCUUUCCUGAAGAUGGGCUGGAAGGUGAGGACGUCAAGAGAGACGGAGAGAUUGUACAUAUUUCAGCUGGGCAAAUAGAUGGGAGCUGUCUCUGACUCAUUCCGGCAUGCCGGGCGAAUAUUGUCAACCAAAGUGAUGAAUCCGGGAGACCGGUCAGACGAUGGGCGCUGCAGUAGCUCGAAAUCAAAGUUUUGUGUCAUCCAGUA